AUCUGCUUCAAAACUGAAUACCAUUCCCUGCAGACUUCAGUUUCUGCUGUCUGUUAGGAAAGGGAUAAUCCUCUUUUUGCUAAUUAUUUUUUGUUACCAUGGAGGUUAUUAUGCUGUCAAAACCAAGAGAUUAUGAUGGCACUUGUGCACAUGUAAUGAAUAUUAUCAAGUGAUACACAUGCUGGACACAAUUCUCCAAAAGCAGGACAAGACGCAACUCACAGAGAUACAGAAGCCAGGGAGGAGACUAAGCACAGUGUACCUUCAUGUGCCUUGGCAGUAAACAGUAUAAAUACAUCAACACAGACCUCUCUACUGUAGUCUCUCCUAACCCCUUGGAGGACCACUUUGCCUGAUAUCUGCAGCAGUGGCCAGAAAUCUACAGUUUCUCGGAGUUGGGAGUCUUAGUAUGCUGAUCUGAGUAACCAUGUUGCCUGAACUAUUUCUGCUGUCCCUGUCACUGACUCUAGUCAUUGGACAAGACGAGUACUAUGACCCACGGUACUAUGACACACAGUAUCAUGAAAAAGCACCGUAUCAGCCCUACAGUGCUAUAGGCCAAGGAAAAGGGAACCAAGAUGACCAAGAUUUGGCUGAAGCUUCAGGAGAUAUGAAAGUACCAGACUAUGGAAAAGGAGUUGAAGUACCUGACUACAGUAAAGGACCUGCUCCUCCUGCUCAAGUGGUUUCAGUUCCAGGACCUCCAGGGCCUGAAGGCCCCCCAGGACCUCCAGGAAAACCAGGUCAUGGAUUGCCAGGACCUCCAGGACCACAAGGGCCACCAGGACCAAGAAGCAUGGCCUCUCCAGGAAAACCAGGUUCUCCAGGGGCACCAGGGAAACCAGGAGAAAAUGGAGCACCAGGAGCUAGAGGACAUCAAGGACCAGCAGGGGAACCAGGAGCACCAGGGCCUCAAGGAAGUACUGGACCAGCUGGACCAGCUGGACCUAUUGGUAUAGGUAAGCAAGGACCUCCAGGACCUCCAGGUGAAGCUGGUCCACCAGGUGCAAAAGGAAUAAAGGGACAUACUGGUUAUCCUGGUCCACAAGGUCAGAAAGGAGAGCCUGGUAUUGGCAUUCAAGGACCAGCAGGUGAGAGAGGAGCACCAGGUGCACAGGGACCACCUGGACGUCCAGGACCAGCAGGUAUAGGGAAACCAGGUGAAAAUGGAGCUCCAGGAGAGCCAGGUGAAAGAGGUGAACAGGGUGCUACAGGUGAACAAGGGCCACAGGGAGAACAAGGACCUCAGGGACUUCAAGGUGAACCUGGACCAGUGGGAAUUGGAAGGCCUGGUGAGAAUGGUAAACAAGGCCCUCCAGGACCCACAGGGCCUAAGGGACUGCCUGGCUCUCCAGGUCUGCCUGGACCGGCUGGCUUGGUAGGAGUUGGAAAACCAGGACCUUCAGGUCCUAGAGGGCAGUCAGGGCCAGCAGGUGCUCCAGGUUUGCCAGGACUAAAAGGUGAAAAAGGACACACUGGUUACCCUGGACCAUCUGGGAAACCUGGACAACCUGGAAAAGAUGGACCUCAAGGUCCAAUGGGACUAACAGGUGCAUCUGGACCUUCUGGUCCAAAAGGUGAAAGAGGACCAGUUGGGGCCCAAGGGGAACCUGGAAAUCAAGGUGAACAAGGGCCAAGAGGAGCAGAUGGAAAACCAGGGCAACCCGGUGGGCCAGGCAAACCAGGCAGCAAUGGUGCUCCAGGAUUACCAGGUAUAAAAGGUCACCCUGGUCUGCCUGGAUCUCAGGGUCAGCAGGGGCCCUCAGGACCACAGGGACCUAAAGGGCAUUCAGGUCAAAAAGGGGAGCCAGGACAAUCAGGACCUGAAGGCCCUCAGGGUGCACAAGGGCCUGCAGGACCUCAAGGCAGCCCCGGUUCUGCUGGUGCAAAAGGAGAAAAGGGACAUCCUGGUUUGCCAGGGCCUGCAGGACUUUCCACUAAAGGACUUCCUGGCCCUGUAGGACCACCAGGACGCCCAGGUGCAAGGGGAGCUGAAGGUGAACCAGGCUUACCAGGACCUCCUGGCCCACCUGGCAAACCCGGAGAAACAAUUAUACGGGAAGUAAGGGGAAGUGAUUUUGAGAAAGCAGGACAAGUUAGAGGUCUGACUGCAGUAUCAGUGUCAGCAUUUUCUGUUGCCUUGUCACAUUCCUUCAAUGAGCGGGGCACACCAGUUGUAUUUGACAGUAUGAUAUACAAUGGACAAAAUCAUUAUGACCUAAAUACAGGAGUCUUUACAUGCAGGAUACAUGGACUCUAUUAUUUUGCCUAUCAUGUACAUGUUAGAGGAACAAAUGUCCAUGUUGGUUUGUAUAAAAAUGGCAUACCUAUAACAUAUACCUAUGAUGAAUAUAGCAAACAUUAUCUAGAUAAUGCUUCUGGAAGUGCUGUGCUAGAACUGUCAGAAAAUGAUGAGGUAUGGCUGCAGCUACCCAAUUCAAAGUCAAAUGGAAUACAUUCUUCUGAUGAUGUGCCUUCUACUUUCUCAGGGUUCCUCAUUGUUGCUCUCUGAUAAAAAUUGUCAGAUACUAAAUUGCUAUUUAAAACCUGUAUCUUGGAAUUAAUAUGUCUUGGAAGCAUCUCUAGUAGUAUGUUAUGCUUUAAAAUGGUAUAAUUUUCUGGUCUGUUUCCAAGAUAUGAAUGAGGUAACUAGUGUUUUACAACAAAGCAUAUCAGAAUGAUUGCCUGUUCAUUGCAGAGUAACUGGUAACCAGUUUAAUGGAAAAUGGCAGUUGUUCUACCAGUUGCGUAAGGUGAAUCAGUAACUACCUUCAUAGAGACUGGAGAAUUGAUGUAAUAUGAUUCAGUCUGAAAUUUUUUUCUGCCUAAGUGUUUUCAUUCCUCUCUUAAAUGUGUGUCUUUGUACUGUGAGCAAUGGCAUUACAAACAGGACACUGUCUUAAAGCAGCAUUGACUGAUAAUAGGGGCACAUAGUUUUAAAUGAUACUUAAGGGCUAGUUGGGUAUAUGGGCUGAGGUUAGGGACUGAAACUCAUACUAUUUUUCCUAAUUGUCAUAUCUGCUAUAUAAAGACCAUCCAAUUUCUUUAUCCAACCUAAAACCAUUUAUGUUUUCCUACAUCUAUACUUCAGAACUCUAAGCAACAGAUACUCUGAAUAUGUAUUACCAUAUUUUUUUAAAGUUUGCACAAAAAAUGCUCUCUGAAAUUCUUAAAUGUUUCUCUUGUGACCUCAGGCCAUAGUAUUUCCAGAAUGGUUUGUGAAAAUAUAUAUGACAGUGAGUUCCUCAUACAACAUACAAACUCCAAAGUUUUGCCCUGCAUAAUACCCAUGUAAUAGAAGAUAUCUUAUAAGGAGAAUUGAAAAUUAAAAUGAAUGAAGUUACCAUUCAGUGCUGCUUUAGAUAAGAAUACAGAUAACAAGUCCAUUAUAAAUAAUUAAGAAAAGACAUCAGAUCAAAAGAAAAAAGUUCUUAUAAUAAAUGUUUCUGAAGUGUGUCAAUAUUGUUUAUACAUAUCAAUACGUAGUGUGAUUUAUGAAAAAAGAAAGAAAAAAAUGUGACUGUACCCUGACAAUCUAAUAAUUUUGUUAUUUGCUGUCAUUGUUGUGCAAUAAAAAUGUACUUGACACAGUCA
Messenger RNA from Protopterus annectens (West African lungfish), 3594 nucleotides. Its product is annotated as collagen alpha-1(X) chain-like. The transcript has 5 exons. The record is from RefSeq and is a predicted model, not a curated record. The coding region runs from base 428 to 2512 and encodes 694 amino acids. Lineage: Eukaryota; Metazoa; Chordata; Ceratodontiformes; Protopteridae. Gene Ontology annotation, molecular function: protein binding.